Molecule: messenger RNA, 969 nt
Organism: Grammomys surdaster
Lineage: Eukaryota; Metazoa; Chordata; Mammalia; Rodentia; Muridae
Product: epithelial cell adhesion molecule
Exons: 7
Coding region: 73-948 (291 amino acids)
Cellular component (GO): membrane; bicellular tight junction
Molecular function (GO): cadherin binding involved in cell-cell adhesion
Source: RefSeq, a predicted model, not a curated record
CCGCACAGCGCGACUGUUCCCGGAGCCGUCCCGCACCGCACCCCCGCGAGUCCUCACCACUCCGCGCGCAGCAUGGCGUCCCCCCAGGCCCUCUCGGUCGGGUUUCUGCUCGCGGUGGUCACGGUGACGCUGGCCGCGGCUCAGAAAGACUGUGUGUGUGACAACUACAAGCUGGCAACAAGUUGCUCUCAGAAUGAAAAUGGUGAAUGCCAGUGUACUUCCUAUGGUACACAAAAUACUGUCAUUUGCUCCAAACUGGCAUCCAAAUGUUUGGUGAUGAAGGCGGAAAUGACUCACAGCAAGUCUGGAAGGAGGAUGAAGCCGGAUGGGGCCAUCCAGAACAACGACGGUCUGUAUGAUCCCGAGUGCGACGAGCACGGGCUCUUCAAAGCCAAGCAAUGCAAUGGCACCGCCACAUGCUGGUGCGUGAACACUGCUGGAGUCAGAAGAACCGACAAGGACUCAGAGAUAACGUGCUCUGAGAGAGUGAGGACCUACUGGAUCAUCAUUGAACUAAAACACAAAGAAAGAGAAAACCCUUACGACCUUCAGAGUUUGCAGACUGCACUUCAGGAGGCGUUCACAUCUCGAUAUAAACUGAGUCAGAGAUUUAUCAAAAACAUUAUGUAUGAGAAUAACGUUAUCACUAUUGAUCUGAUGCAAAACUCUUCUCAGAAAACUCAAGAUGAUGUGGACAUAGCUGAUGUGGCUUACUAUUUUGAAAAAGAUGUGAAGGGGGAAUCCUUGUUCCAUCCUUCUAAGAACAUGGACCUAAGAGUGAAUGGAGAGCCACUUGAUCUGGACCCCGGGCAGACUCUGAUUUACUACGUUGAUGAAAAGGCACCUGAGUUUUCCAUGCAGGGCCUCACAGCUGGGAUCAUCGCUGUCAUUGUGGUGGUGACAUUAGCAAUCAUCGCAGGGAUUGUUGUCCUGGUGAGUACAGGAUGAGUCAGUGCUCAGUAAAACAUG